This is a messenger RNA of Phascolarctos cinereus (koala), 1353 nucleotides long. RefSeq names its product parathyroid hormone 2 receptor (gene PTH2R). NCBI's taxonomy places the organism in Eukaryota, Metazoa, Chordata, Mammalia, Diprotodontia, Phascolarctidae. The record is from RefSeq and is a predicted model, not a curated record. Gene Ontology annotation, cellular component: plasma membrane. Gene Ontology annotation, biological process: adenylate cyclase-modulating G protein-coupled receptor signaling pathway; cell surface receptor signaling pathway. Gene Ontology annotation, molecular function: parathyroid hormone receptor activity; G protein-coupled peptide receptor activity; peptide hormone binding.
GGGACCUGGGAGUUUAUGCACAGUUUAAAUAAAACAUGGGUCAAUUAUUCAGAAUGCCUCAACUACUUCGAACCAGAAAGCGCCACAGGAAAGCAGGAGUUCUUUGAACGUCUCUACAUCAUGUACACUAUUGGAUAUUCUGUCUCCUUCAGUUCCCUAGCUGUAGCUAUUUUCAUCAUUGGUUAUUUCCGGAGACUGCAUUGCACCAGGAACUACAUCCACAUGCACUUAUUUGUUUCAUUCAUGCUGAGGGCUGCAAGUAUCUUCAUUAAGGAUAAAGUGGCCGAUGAUCAUGUGGGCAGGAAGGAGCUGGAAUCGUUUAUGAUGGGUGAUCCACAAAAUACAGUGAUGGUACCCCCAGUAGACAAAUCACAAUAUGUGGGGUGCAAGAUUGUUGUUGUGAUGUUUAUUUACUUCUUGGCCACAAACUACUUUUGGAUCCUAGUGGAAGGCCUGUACCUACACAGCCUCAUCUUUGUGGCUUUCUUUUCAGAUACCAAGUAUCUUUGGGGCUUCACCUUGGUAGGCUGGGGAUUUCCAGCAGUGUUUGUUGUGGCUUGGACAGUGGUACGAGCAAUGGUAGCAGAUGAGAAAUAUCCCUCUUGGCUUUAUAGGUGCUGGGAGUUUAGUGCUGGGGACUUCAAGUGGAUUUAUCAAGCACCUAUAUUAGCAGCAAUUGGGCUGAACUUUAUUUUAUUCCUCAACACCGUAAGGGUCCUGGCUACUAAAAUAUGGGAGACCAAUGCUGUUGGGUAUGACACAAGAAAACAAUACAGAAAACUUGCAAAGUCUACGUUGGUUCUGAUCUUGGUCUUUGGCGUCCAUUAUAUUGUGUUUGUGUGUCUGCCCCACACUUUCACUGGAUUAGGAUGGCAGAUCCGGAUGCACUGUGAACUCUUCUUUAACUCAUUUCAGGGUUUCUUUGUUUCGAUCAUCUAUUGUUACUGCAAUGGAGAGGUUCAAGCUGAAAUCAAGAAGACAUGGACCAGAUGGAAUCUGGCUAUUGACUGGAAAAGGACAACUCCAUGUGGCAACUAUAGGUACGGCUCCGUCCUCACCAAUAUGACUCAUAGUACCAGCAGCCAGUCUCAGAUGGUGGCAAGUACUCGACUGGUGCUGAUCUCUGGCAAAGCUCCUAAGAAUGUCAACAGACAGCCUGACAGCCAUGUGAAUUUACCAGGCUAUGUUAGGAGCAACUCAGAACAGGACUGCCUCCAUCAGUGGAUCCAUGAGGAACCCAAUGAAAAUGAAGAGAAGCAGGUGGAUGCCAUAUCACUGAAGGAGUGUUUGAAGGCAGUUGGAACUGUCCCAGACCCUGAGGAAAACAAAGGUAAAAUUGAGGAUGCUGUGUGA